Ceratina calcarata is the source of this 2777-nucleotide messenger RNA. It is a transcript of the gene Oatp33Ea, whose product is annotated as Organic anion transporting polypeptide 33Ea. Bases 552 to 2444 code for a protein of 630 amino acids. Lineage: Eukaryota; Metazoa; Arthropoda; Insecta; Hymenoptera; Apidae. Gene Ontology annotation, biological process: sodium-independent organic anion transport; transmembrane transport. Gene Ontology annotation, cellular component: membrane; intracellular organelle. Gene Ontology annotation, molecular function: protein binding. The transcript has 7 exons. The record is from RefSeq and is a predicted model, not a curated record.
UCGUACUAUAGAAUUCCUAAAUCAGCAUUAAUACAUCCGUAUGCUUAUUAUCAUGUUCACGCAUCGUAAUGCUCAUUUAUGUAGAAUAGAGAGAUAUGAAAUAAUCAUAUUUUCCAAUAGUGACAUAAAUGAUAUAAUAGCGAAUUAUUCGUAACGAGACGAAUGUGUGGAAUCUAAAGAAUCUUCCAAGCUGUCGAGUGUUUCGCGGUUCUUAUUUUCACCGUGAUUUCUCUCGGCACUGUGAUACCAGGUUACACGAGUCCAGUCGUAUUAAACUUGCAUUCGCACACGCGUAUAUGUAAGCAUCCUAUACACGUUUGGCCCCGAGGAAAGAUAAAUGCGCGCCUGUAUGCGUUCGUCUAGUAGGUAAGUAGAGUGUCGCAAUGAUAGAAGUGAGAAAUCUGUCGUUACAGACGUACGACCGCUUGACACGACCUGCGAAGAGGCAACGGAAUACGUAUUGUACAUUAUAUCAGUUUAUUGCUGGUCUUAACAUUUCCCAAGGAUGCAUGCGCUUCCUGUUUUAACAGAUAACGCACGCGUUGCGUUUGAUGGAACGUGGAUUAAUUCUUUCCGGCAAUGAGAUCUCGCAAAUCUUGUCCCUAAUAUUAACGUACUAUGGUGGCUCGGGUCAUCGUCCAAGGUGGAUCGCUAUCGGCGUUGGUCUCAGUGGCGUCUCGUGUCUAGUCCUCGCGCUUCCACAUUUUUUGUACGGACCCGGACGAGACGCCUUAUCACUGACGAAGGAAUACCUCGACCAGACGUUGCUGAACGCAACCACCGUUCCCCAGGAUUUGGCGAUUUGUCCACGAGUCAUCAAACCGGACCACUGCGACGACGAGAUGCUGUUAGACGUCAGCGUUCUCCCACGACUCCUAGUAUUUCUGUCCCAAUUUAUCCUCGGAAUUGGCACCACUCUUUAUUACGGUCUCGGCCAGACUUACCUGGACGAUAACACAAAGAAAAAGAAUACUCCUAUGCUCCUAGGUUUCACUUUUGCACUAAGAACAGUAGGUCCAGCGAUAGGGUUCUUGCUGGGUUAUGCUUGUCUCAGUUUGUACAUCGAUCCCAGUCUGCAUCCUGUGAUUACGAAGAAGGAUCCACGAUGGUUGGGCGCGUGGUGGCUCGGUUGGAUCAUCCUAGGCGUAUCUAUGGGCAUGUUUGCCAUUCUGAUGGCCACGUUUCCACGUAAUCUCCCGGCAGCGAAAGAUGUAACAAAUGACACUGCCAAGAAAGAAAAGACCGAGGAUGGUAACAUUCCUCUAAAACUGCAACUGACCGCACAGGAACAAUAUAUGAGGCCGCUGGAACCAAGAAGGUCUCUAGAGAUUGAAUACAUUCCAACCAUACGCGAAUUUCCAGCGACUAUGAAAAGAUUGUUAACGAAUUGGCUGUUAACGUGCAACAAUCUAAGCGCCGUGUUCUAUAUCUUAGGCGACGCGCCUUACUUCAUCUUUCUGGCAAAAUAUCUUGAGGUCCAGUUCAGUACAUCUGCUGCUAGUGGCACCGUGAUUGCAGGCCCAGUAUCACUCCUUGGUAUGAUAUCAGCAUUCCUGAUUUCUGGUGUGAUCAUAAGCAAAUUCAAGCCUGGUCCGAGACCGCUGCUAGCUUGGAACGUGUUUGUCGGCAUUUGCUUCGUCGCCGGACAAUUACUCUUCAUAUUCCUCGGCUGCUCCGAUGAUGUCGGCAUUAAAGGUCUCAAUAUAGACACUAUGCAGAUGAAUCUGACGUUCAGUUGCAAUGUCGACUGUAAUUGCGACGGUAUUAAAUACUCGCCAGUUUGCCACGUGGCGUCGAAGACGACCUUUUUUUCCGCCUGCCACGCAGGGUGUCGGACAAUAAUUAACGACAAAGAGUUUGGAAACUGCAGCUGCAUCCCCUUAUCGGGCACUGAGAAUAGUCACGAUCAAUGGAACGAUUCGCACAUGAAUUUCGACACAGUCAGUGCUGGCCCUUGCACGAACGACUGCAGUCGUCCUCAUCUGCUCUUCGUCGUGCUCUUUUGCCUCAUACAAACUUUGGCGUGCUCCGGGAAAAUCGGCAACGUCCUGGUUAAUUACCGCAGCGUGGAAAAAAAAGAUAAGAGCUUCGCGCAGGGUAUCAUGCUGAUGACCAUUUCCCUGUUUGCGUUAAUACCGGCUCCAAUUAUGUACGGAGCCAUUAUUGACUCAACCUGCUUGAUUUGGGAGGAGUCCUGCGGCUCCAGAGGGAACUGCUGGUUUCACCACGGAAGGAACUUCCGAUAUAUGGUUAAUAUUUCGUCAGCAGGAUUCUCGAUAAUAGGCGUACUAUUCGACGUAGCGGUCUGUUAUCUUGGGAAAAAUUUGGAUUUAUACGGCGCCCACGAAGCCGACAGACGUCGCGAGUUUGUUAAAGACGAUGCCUCGUCGCCGGCCGCCGACGGCGAGACGAAGAAAGAAAUGAACGGGAAAGUAAACUCAUAACAUCAAACAGUAAUCCUUUCUGCCAAUUGCAUGUUACGAUGCACCAUAUGAAAUUCGAAAUUUUAUCCUCCAGUUUGGAACACUUUUCGCGAUGUUACACAUAUCAUGACUAAUAUCUGAUUUCAACAGUGAUGUUGAGGAGCAACGUUUUUAACGUGCCAUCACAUGCCCUGUCGAAUAGUUAGUUAAGAAGUCGAUUACAAGUUGAAUCGAGAGUAUUUUAAUUAAUAUGUUACUACAUAUAUUAUACAGACUGCUGAUAUACUUGCACGAUUGUACAACGCUAUUUCUACCUUUAUUUGUAAAUAAAACACGUAUUUUUAUUAAAUUAUU